Acanthochromis polyacanthus (spiny chromis) is the source of this 5476-nucleotide messenger RNA. RefSeq names its product mitogen-activated protein kinase kinase kinase 12-like. Gene Ontology annotation, molecular function: JUN kinase kinase kinase activity; ATP binding. The transcript is spliced from 14 exons. The coding region runs from base 516 to 3350 and encodes 944 amino acids. Lineage: Eukaryota; Metazoa; Chordata; Actinopteri; Pomacentridae. The record is from RefSeq and is a predicted model, not a curated record. Gene Ontology annotation, biological process: JNK cascade; protein autophosphorylation.
GCGGUUGUCCCGUGUCUCACCGGUCUCCACGCGUCACGGCACACAUCUCGUCUGAUAGGAGGACAUCCACAGCGCCUCCCUCCCAUCCGUCUCUCUCCCCUCUCCUCUCUCCUCUCUCCUCGUCGCUCGUGUUUACUGUAGGUGAGAGAUGGUCGUAUAAAUUCCUGAGUGUGCGCAGAUCGCGUCCUCAGAGGGGGAAUGGAAAAGGAGGAGCAGGAAAACAAGCGAAUCGAGGGAGCGGAGCCGUAGAUGUGUUUACUGUUUAGCGGAAUUAACGCAGGAGAGACGCGCACUUCCACAGAACCACCGAUCACUGGAUGCAGAGAAGAAGGAGGAGGAGGAGGAGAAGGAGGAGGGAGAUUGUGGAUGCUGGAGAGGAAGAAUUAUUAGCCGCUUGCUGUUAGAAUACACCUUAAACCAAAGUGGAAUACGCGUUUGCAAUUAACAGCGAUGGACUCCAGCUGUCAGCACUGAGGGUCCCAGUUCUCCGUUCUUUCUGAUGACCACAGGCCCUCAUGGCGCUCAUCCAUGAACCUCGUGCCCCUUCACCCUCUCUCUCCGGCUUCAACACUCCCCUCUCCGAUCCCCCGUCCUUUCGCCGUCUCGAUGCCGAAACACCCUGCACCCCGGAAAUGGACCUGACCCCAACCCAGUGCGUCCUUCGCAACGUCCUCUCCAUAGACACUGGAGGUGCUGUGGAGCCCGGGGGUGGAGGAGGAGAAGGACAGACCGCCGGACACAACCAGACGCCCAGCGAGGAGCAACAAGAGCACUUUGCCAACAGCGUCCUGAAGCUCCACGAGCACGAUGGGAAUCCAGGACGGACGGAAGGAGAGGGGCAGGAGGCGGACGGCAGCGUGGUCAGGAGCCAGGCGGACAACGCCAGGUUACAGUGCCAGUCCACAGGAGGAGGAGGAGGAGGAGGCUUUCUCGAGGGGUUGUUUGGGUGUCUGCGGCCUGUCUGGACUAUGAUUGGCAAAGCUUAUUCCACAGAGCACAAGCACGACCUGGACGAGGCGUGGGAGGUCCCAUUCGAGGAGAUAUCGGACCUGCAGUGGGUGGGCAGCGGAGCUCAGGGUGCCGUCUUCCUCGGGAAACUGCACGGACAGGAGGUGGCUGUGAAGAAAGUGCGGAACAUCAAAGAGACGGAUAUCAAGCACCUGCGGAAGCUCCAACAUCCCAACAUCAUCACCUUCAAAGGUAUCUGUACCCAGGCUCCAUGCUACUGCAUCAUCAUGGAGUACUGCGCCCAGGGACAGCUGUACGAAGUGCUGAGAGCAGGCCGGAAGAUCUCUCCAUCCCUCCUCAUGGACUGGGCCAUGGGUAUCGCUGGAGGCAUGAACUAUCUUCACCUCCACAAGAUCAUCCACAGAGACCUCAAGUCACCCAACAUGCUGAUCACCUACGAUGACGCAGUGAAGAUUUCUGAUUUCGGCACAUCCAAGGAGCUCAGUGACAAGAGCACUAAGAUGUCCUUUGCUGGGACUGUGGCCUGGAUGGCUCCCGAGGUCAUACGCAACGAACCCGUCUCAGAGAAGGUGGAUAUUUGGUCCUUCGGCGUUGUGCUGUGGGAGAUGUUGACAGGAGAGGUGCCCUAUAAGGAUGUGGACUCCUCCGCUAUCAUCUGGGGAGUCGGCAACAACAGUCUGCAGCUGCCUGUACCUGAUAGCUGUCCAGACAGCUUCAAACUGCUCCUGAGGCUAUGCUGGAACUGCAAGCCCAGAAACAGACCUUCAUUUCGACAGAUCCUCCUGCAUUUGGACAUUGCGUCUGCAGAUAUAUUAUCUACCCCACAGGAAACUUACUUCCAGUCUCAGGCGGAGUGGAGAGAUGAGGUGAGGCACCAUUUUGAGAAGAUCAAGUCUGAGGGGACGUGUCUUCACAGGCUGGAUGAGGAACUGAUCAAACGACGCAGAGAAGAACUCAGACAUGCUUUGGACAUCCGGGAGCACUAUGAGAGGAAACUGGAGAGAGCCAAUAAUCUCUACAUGGAACUCAAUGCCAUCAUGCUACAGCUGGAGAUCAAAGAGAAAGAGCUGCUCAAGAGGGAGCAUUCGCUGGACAAGAAGUACCCGGGCUGCUUCAAGCACCACAGCUCCAGACAGUCAGCCUCCUCCAACUCGAUGGAGAAACUCAUGAAGAAACGCAACGUACCUCAGAAACUUCCCUCACACAGCAAGAGGCCAGACUUACUAAAGUCAGAGGUAAUCCUCCCAAAACUGGACUCAUCCGUGACCCAGGUCACCAUACCCAACAAAGGCUCUACCUCCCCUGGCCGCUCACGCCGAGGAAAACCUCGCUACAGGAAGGCUGGCAAGGGCAGCAGUGGAGACUUAGCUCAGCUUAAAGCCACUCUGUCCUCGUCUUUAGCAAUGGUCAACGCCACCUCGUCUGUCUCCAGCAGCAAGCACCACCUAGACCCCAGUGCAGCCCUCAGGGGCCUGCAGCAUGACCUGCUGCUCAAGAAGAUGUCCUCCUCCAGCCCUGACCUCAUUUCGACCACCCUGGAGGCUGAAGGCCGGAGGAUGGGGCAGUUGAGGCAGGGACUGGACAGAGCGGGCAGUCAGAGCGCCUCAGCUGGGCUAGGAGAAAGCAGAAGGACUGGAGGGCCUGAGGAGGGGCCCGACGUGGGUGUAGGGGCUGACGACUUGGCAGAAACGCCUCCACGCAGCGACACGCCCAGCGAAGAUGCAGCAUCUAUUCCGUUCUCCAGCAGUCCCGACUCUCCGUGUGGCAGAGGAGCAGCCGCAGGGAGGACGUCUGUACUGGGGAACCCUCGUGUGCCCCACGAGGGUGAGGAGAAGGAGGACGGGACGGUGAUCACACGCUCACCCAGGAGUCAACGCCUCACACCUGCAGCACUGCUCUACAGGGCGGCAGUCACACGCAGUCAGAGACGUGGAGUGUCUUCGGAGGAAGAGGAAGGAGAAGUGGACAGUGAAGUGGAGCUGCCAAGGAGACGGCGGCCUGUGAGCAUCACCAAAUGCCAGUCCCUGUCGACCUUCAGCUCAGAGAACUUAUCAGUCUCGGACGGUGAAGAGGGAAACACUACUGACCACUCCCACAGCGGCACACCCGACGUGGUCAGCACAAACACCGACGAACGUCUGGACGACAAGAGCGACGACCUGCUGUCUCAGGGCUCGGAGAUUCCUGCUGACCCGUCUGACCCGACCCAGCUGGGCUCUGACGGGUUGUCUGAAAAGGAAGCUGUUCUGCAACAAGUCAAAACGCAGCUCGUUUCUAACGGCCGUAAUUAUGAGGGCCUGUAUGAUGACUCAGACUGUGACAGUGCAGAGUUGGAUCAUUCAUGCAGUGCAGAGCCUUGCCAACCUCCAACCAGCUGGUGAAAAGCUGACACCUCAACCCACUCAAACACCCACAGAUCUGUCCUCUGAAUACCUCGAACAGACCUUAGACAACCCAGAGGCAUGAUCAGGGACGUUGCAGAGAGGCAGGCAGAAAAAGAUCUGCAUUUUAAAAAAAUCUGAUAUCCUGAGAGGGGGAAAAAAACAUCCUGUUCUCUUUUCAAAUAAAUGCGUCACAGGGAUGUGAAACUGAAUUGUGGCACUCGCUGAGCUGACAGAACAACAGCCCCCUGUGUGUUAUCGCCAUAGCAAGAUCAGCUUUGCAAAAACGCAUCAAAGGACAACUCAGCAAGAGGCCUCAGUCAUAGAGGCCAAUAACCAGACUGUCCAGUAAUGUCUCCCGUCACCUUCCACGUUAUUUUUUAGUUUUAUCUCCGUCAUGAAAGUAUGUGUUAAGCCAUUUCACAUCGUGUCAUAUGAAAACAUGAACUUCCUUCAGGGCUUCUGUAACAUUUUAAAGUUUUAACUGUCUGGGGCAGCCACUGAUGUUGUUCCUCGCUCUCAAUUUAUGAAAUGUACAGAUUUUCUCAUAAUCGUUGUGUCAUAAUACAUUUCCUCUCAAAACGUUAUGCACAGAUUAAUUUAUUAUUAUUUUACAAUGAAUUGAUUUUUCAAAGCAAUGUUUACAUUUUUUUAUUUACAUUUGCAUCGUGGAUUCCGUUUCCGUUUUCUACUCCUGUGUUUUAAUAUUAAUGUAAAUAUGUGAUGUUGUAAAAUGAACAAAUUUUUAAAAUGUGAGAUUGUAUAAUUUAAGGUGCUGAUGUUUCUAAUUAGGUGGCACUAUUCUAUUUGAACCUCAAGAAGUUUAUGGUGGUAGAAUGUACUGUAGCUGCCGUUCAUGUAUGAGCAUCAAAACACGGAUAAAACUAAAAAAAAGAGCAGCAAAAUGUGAACAAAGAACAAAAAUGUCUGCCAUGGUUCCAUAACUCGGUUCAUAAGGGACGGAUAAGCUUUUUUUGUUGUAUUUUUUACUUAGUAUUGCAGUGUUUUCUGUAUUAAAAUGCAAUACCAGUUUGGAAAUCCCUUUCUGGGCAUUUGGGGGUGUAUAUAUCAUUUUUUUUAAAAAGCAGUCAUUGCUUGUGACGCAAGUCAAAAUGAAAUGUUAGAUCCAUCCAUAGAGGAAGAAAUGCAACAAAUGAAAGACUGCAGUUUAAUGACUGAAGGCAUGUGUAUGACAGGGACGCAAAACACCAACAUAGAUCUCAGAAUGAAUUACAUAAGCUUCCAUUCAUUAUCAUCUAUCUCACUCAGUCCAAUCAUAACCUGAUAUGCUGAGUUUAGGUCAUUUUAGUCAAACUAAAAGUGCGUGUCCCCUUUAUGCAAAUGCCCUUGAGUCUAUAUUGUGGUUUCUAGUUUGGUUUUAGCAAAUGAAAUCACAGAGCAGUCAGUCAAGACAUUUUGGCUUACUCAGUGUCAGAGGAGUAAAAAUAAAAUGUUGAACCCCAACUUGGAAGAUUUUCCAGCUCAUAAAAUCAGGACCUUGUCAUUAUUAUUUGCAGAAUUUUUCCAUUUUAACCUAAACCGAGAUAGUGAAGCUUUACAGGCUCACGUUGUUGUUCAUCUGCUCGCACAACGUCCACCUUAACUUUGUCCUCACCAGCUGAAAUCUGGACCAUCUGUUGGUCAUUUUUCACAUAAGUGCAAGGGCUGCAUCAUAACAAAAUACAUAAAACCCUGACGCUGAUGCAUUUAUGUCCAUAGAGAAGCCUUCUGAAUGUGCUUCAGUCUGACUGUUCAACAGCACAUUGCAUCCCGUUCUGUUCAUCUUUGACUGAUCAGGUCGCACUCAAUAAGCUAGAAAUGGCAGCUUUUUUUUGCUUUUCAAAUCAGGUCAUAUGUUUUAAAGUUUACAUUUAUAGAGCAUUUUUUUUAACUGUGCCCCCCAAGAUUUAAAGCUAGAAAUCCUCCAGCAGGACAAAAUGUUGCCAAAAAGCAAAACUACUGCCCUCUAGUGUCUGGGUCAUGGAGGUACUUGUGUUUCCCGUGCAGCCGAUUGAAACAAACCCACAUGGACUGAAAUGUUUGCUUUUUAUACUGCAUUAUUGUAACUGUACAAUAAAUAUAUUUAAGAAACAAUUUAAAAUAAAAUCAAACUUGUAAAAUCUCAA